Mercenaria mercenaria is the source of this 7258-nucleotide messenger RNA. RefSeq names its product potassium voltage-gated channel subfamily H member 7-like. Gene Ontology annotation, cellular component: membrane. Gene Ontology annotation, molecular function: inward rectifier potassium channel activity. Gene Ontology annotation, biological process: potassium ion transmembrane transport; membrane repolarization during action potential. Bases 292 to 2616 code for a protein of 774 amino acids. The transcript is spliced from 14 exons. Lineage: Eukaryota; Metazoa; Mollusca; Bivalvia; Venerida; Veneridae. The record is from RefSeq and is a predicted model, not a curated record.
UAUCUUUAUUUUCUUUUAUCUGUUAGAUGUUCAUAAGCUUUUGUUGGUAAUAACAGGUUUUCAUAUUGGAACGUAAAAACUAGGGUGACUUAAAACUGUGAGACAUGAUUGUAAUAAAUUUAAUCGUCUUUCAUUUAUUAUGUUAAGAAAAUGUCUUCGACCAGUACAGAAGUCAUAGUCGAAAUAAAUUUCAUUGGUAUUAAAUGUAAUUAUAAUGCUGCAGAGAAACAUUAGUAAAUUGACGUAAAAGCGGACUAUCAUAAAAGCGACGUGACCUUUACAAAAGUUGUAAUGCAGAAGUCAGAAACGCUGCUCGUAAGCGUCUAUAAAUUUCUGAGCAGAAAGGACACAAAAGCCGAGGAUCAUUCCGGAGGUUCAGAAUCCCCAUCAACACUAGACCCAGUGCAGAAUAUUAGUGCAUCAUAUAAGAGACAACAACCAGAGUUUAUCAUACUUCACUAUAGCCCAUUCAAGGCAGUAUGGGACUGGGUAGUUCUAAUUCUUGUACUGUACACCGCAGUCUUCACACCCUACCAGACAGCCUUCCUACUAAACGAGGAAGACGCCACCAUGAAACGAAACCGAGACGCUGUAACCCGGACUGAAAGUCCAGAAUCCUCCACAGCCAGCCCCCUUGUGAUUAUAGACUUGAUAGUUGACCUGAUGUUCAUUGCGGACAUUCUAAUCAAUUUUCGGACGACGUAUCUCCACAACGGAGAAGUGGUAACCAAUCAAAAGAAAAUUGCAAUUAAUUACGUGAAAGGGUGGUUUGUCAUUGACACAAUAGCCGCUGUGCCCUUUGAUCUUCUUCUCUUCGGAUCCGGAACGAGUGACACAAUGACGAUAGCAGGUAUAUUAAAGACAGCAAGAUUACUACGCUUACUUCGUGUGAUAAAGCGCAUUGAACAAUUUGCAGAGUAUGGUGCUGCCGUACUACUUUUGUUAAUGGUUACGUUCUCUCUGGUAGGACACUGGCUAGCUUGUGUGUUUUAUGCCAUUGCGUACUGGGAGCGACCUCACUUGGAGAACGCCAUAGGAUGGUUAGAUACUGUAGCCACAAGUAUCAACGAGCCUUACGUCGCCAACGUUACAGACAGUGGACCCAGCAUAAAGACGUAUUACAUCACAGCAUUAUAUUUUACGUUUACGUCGCUGACGUCAAUAGGAUUCGGAAACGUGUCACCAAAUACUAACGCCGAAAAAAUAUUCUCAAUAUUUGCUAUGUUGCUUGGUUCACUGCUGAGUGCUGCAAUCUUUGGUAACGUCUCUUCUAUAAUGAUGCGAGUGUAUCAGGGCACGGAUGAGUACCACGAGAAAAUGCAGAGUAUUAAAGAGUUCAUUAACUUCCAUCAUCUUCCAAAGAAUCUUGCAAAUCGAUUACAAGAGUCCUUCCAACACACCUGGUCAUACACUAAUGGAAUUGACAUGAACACGGUUUUAAAGAGUUUCCCUGAGUGCCUACAAGCGGAUAUAUGCCUUCAUUUGAACAGAAACCUGCUGAAUAAUUGUCCAGCCUUCCAGAAGGCAUCUACAGGAUGCCUUCGUGCCUUAUCUAUACAGUUUAAAACAACACAUGCGCCCCCUGGCGACACAUUGAUACAUCCGGGUGAUAUACUGACCGCACUCUAUUUUAUUGCACGCGGUUCCUUGGAGAUUGUGACAGAAGAUAAUGUAAUGGCGAUACUAGGUAAAGAUGAUAUAUUUGGCGGUGAUCUCAAUGACUUGGAAUGCUCGGGAAAAUCAUUCUACUUUGUACGUGCCCUUAGUUACUGUGAUAUUAACAAGAUAGAGUUACACGUACUGAAAGAAACUCUGCAUACAUACCCAGAAUUUUCAAAAGAAUUCAUGGAUAAAAUACAAGUGACAUUUAAUCUUAAACGGGGAACUUUGAUUGAAAGAAGGAAGACGUCAAAAAUGGAUGACGAGACGUUAAGGUUUAUACGUCAGAAGAGGCCGCAUAUGCAGUCAAAAGGACGAAAAAUUGAUACAGAGGUAGUUCGACGAAGCGGGCGAUCCUACUGGCGCAGAAGAAUGACUAGCACGGGACCGCAGAUGGGAGAAGAUGAGCCGACAUGUAAGGCAUUCGAAAUUUCUCCGGAGCAAGCGUAUAGUGACAUAGAUACAGCGUUCAAAGACAGAUCAGUGAAAAGUACAAGUGUAAAAAUGCGAAACCACAACAAACAUUCCGGGCCUUCACCCGGGCACAGUCGCACAACGUCAGCCGGUACAACAAGUACGUCAAUGCCACAGUCCGUUUCCGGCGGAAGUAACAGGUUGUCCUUAGAAACAUCAGACAGUGGAGCGCCCUCUAGUAGUCGUCCGCAUUCCUUGGAAGCUGGUGGUACAGCGCAACCCGGAAGAGUAAGACAACCGUCACAGCCAAACUUCGAGGAAAUCGACGGCAAACUCAACCAUUUAGCAAAUCGAAUGCAAAAUUUCGAAAACCAGCUCUGUGAUACUGUAGACAAGAUACUGCUGUUGCUUGGGCAGAAACCGACCAUGCCUAGAGAGAAAGCACCGGAACCAGUUCGCCCUCCCACAACGCAUUGCAUAAGGCGAGGUCCUCGACUUGUCAAAUCUCCAAAUGAUCUCGCGAGACUUCUCGAUAAAAUGUGACUCCACCUAAGAGUGUGCAUGUUUUUCAUUGACUGCUGAAAACAUUUCUUUAGAAAUGUGCAGCGUGCAAGUUUUAAUCUUCACCAUAAAUGAUCUAUAGUCAAAUCUCCAAAUCAUCUCGCGAAAUGUUUUAAGAAAUUGUAACGCUUUGAAUGUGAAACCUUAGUUUAUAUUAGACAGUCAAAAACGUAUUGCCUAUCAUCUCUGAGAAAUUAGCAGAAUAGCAUAAUAACUCCAGCAGAAUAGCAGAAGAGCAGAAUAACUCCAGCGGAAUAGCAUAAUAACCUUUUUCAUUUUACUUGAAAUUAGCCUAAGACUAUUUUUGCGGUAAACAUGUAACCAUAAUUUGUUCGAAAACCAUUUUUGUCAGUUGAAAGAACAACUUUUAGACCGAUUUUAAACAUUAUACGUCUCGCAUAUUACCUCGCACAACUAACAUUAGCCUAAGCUAGAAGAAUAGCAGAAUAACUCUAGCAUGCAGAAUAGCAUAAUAACUCCAGCAGAAUAACAGAUUAACUCCAGAAGAAAAGCAGAAUAACUCCAGCAGAAUAGCAGAAUAGUAGAAUAACUCCAGUAGAAUAGCAGAAUAGCACAAUAACUUUUUCAUUUUACCUCGCAUCUGUAUGACAAUUAAAAUUAGGCUAAGACUAUUUUUGCGGUAAACAUGUAACCAUACUUUGUUAGAAAACCACUUUGUACAUUGUACGUCUCGCAUACCGGUAUUACCUCGCACAAUUAACAUUAGCCUAAUCUAGAAGAAUAGCAGAAUAACUCCAGCAGAAUAGCAGAAUAGCAGAAUAAUUCUAGCAGAAUAAACAAGCGAAACAAUUUUCGGUCUAAGCUGGGUUUCAUAUUGAAAUUUGACAGCUAGAUUUACUAGUACUUAAAAGUACUGAAAGAUUAAAUUCCAAUUAAGACUGACCAUCGAUACUGAGUAGUCGCUUGGAAAGAGUCAUGAAUUGAAAAUCUAAAUUUUAACAGCAUGCCAAAAAUCGGGGUCCGAAAUUUCGACCCAAAACUGCUACUUUUCCUGACCCUCCUGGUUGGAAAAUCCGCCAUAUUGGGAUGGUCAUAUUCCCGUCAGUUUCACUGCCUAUAUCGAAAAGAUAAUUGGUGCUUGGGCAUCUAGGACCAUCCUAGCAUCAAUUGCGUGUCAAAACUUGGGGUCAGAAAUUUCGAUCCCAAACUGCUAUUUUUCCUGAUCCUUCCGGUAGGAAAAUUCAACCGGUUUGGGAGGGUCCUAUUCCCGUAAGUUACACUGCCUAUAUCGAAAAGUUAAUUUGUCCUUUGGCAUCUAGGACCAUCCUAGAAUCUAUUGCAUGCCAAAAAUCGGGGUCCGAAAGUUCGACCCAAAACUGCUAUUUUUCCUUACACCCAUGGAAGAAAAAUUCGCCGAAUUGAGAGGUUCCUAUUCCCGUCGGUUUCACUGCCUAUAUCGAAAAGUUCAUUGGUGCUUGGGCAUCUAGGACUAUCCUAGCAUCAAUUGCAUGCCAAAAACCGAAAUUUCGACACAACUGCUAUUUUUCCUGAGCCUCAUCCCCACCCACACAAAAUUCUGAGAUUUGGAAGGAUCCUAUUUCCGUCAGAUUCACUGCCUAUAUCGAAAAGUUAAUUGGUGCUUCGGCGAGUAGGACCAUCCUAGCAUCAAUUGCCUGCUAAAAAUCGGGAUCCGAAGUUCGACCCAAAACGGCUAUUUUUCCUUGCAUCCGUGGUAGGAAAAUUCGCCGAUUUGGAAGGGUCCUAUUCCCGUCAGUUUCAAUUCCUAUAUCGAAAAGUUAAUUGAUGCUUUGGCAUCUAGGACCUUCCUAGCAUCAAUUGCAUGCCAGAAAUCGGGGUCCGAAAUUUCAACCCGAAACUUUUAUUUUUCCUGACCCCGCCUGGUAGGAAAAUUCGCCAGUUUGGGAUGGUCCUAUUCCCGUCAGUUUAACUGCCCAUAUUGAAAGGUUAAUUGGCGCUUGGGCAUCUAGGCCCAUCCUAUUAUAAAUUCCAUGCCCUAAAUCGGGGUCAGAAAUUUCGGCCCCAACCUGGUAUUAUUCUUGCCCCCGACCCCCCGCUCGCCCCCUGAUAUGGUAGGGUCCCACUGCCGUCAAUUUCUCUGCCUAUAUCGAAAAGCUAAUUGGUAUUUGGGCUUCUAGGACCAUCGUAGCAUUAAUUGCAUGCCAAAAAUCUGGGUCAGAAAUUUCGAUAAAAAAACCUGCUUUUUUUCCAGACAGCCCUUGUAGGAAAAUUCGCCGACUUGGAAGGGUCCUAUUUCCGUCCGUUUCACUGUCUAUAUCGAAAAGUUAAUUGGUGCUUGGAUAUCUAGCACCAUCCGAGCAUAACCUGCCUGCCAAAAAUCGGGGUUCGAAAUUUCGACCUGUAAUUGCUAUUUUUUCUGACCACCUGUUUAGGAAAUUCGCCGAUUUGGGAAGUUCACUUUCCCGUCAGUACAUUGCCUAUAACGAAAUGUCAAUUGGUGCUAUGGCAUCUAGGACCAUCCUAGCAUCAAUUUCAUGCCGAAAAUCGGGGUCCGAAAUUUCGGCUCAAAACUGCUAUUUUCCUCAACCUCCUGGUAGGAAAAUUCGCCGAUUUUUGAGAGGCCUAUUCCCGUCAGUUUCACUGUCUAUAUGGAAAAGUUAAUUCGUGCUUCGGCAUAUAGGACCAUCCUAGCCUCAAUUGCGUACCAUAAAUCGGGGUCCGAAAUUUUGACCCAAAACUGCUAUUUUUCCUGAAACCCCUGGUAGGAAAAUUCGCCGAUUAGGAAGGGUCCUAUUCCCGUCAGUUUCACUGCUAUAUUAAAAAGUUAAUUGGUGCUUGGGUAUCUAGGACCCUCCUAGCAUCAACUGCAUGCCAAAAAUCGGAGUCCCUAAUUUCAACCCAAAUUUACUAUUUUUCCUGAGCCCGCUUGUAAAUUCGCGGAAUUUGGAGGGUCCUAUUCCCGUCAGUUUCACUGCCUAUAUCGAAAAGUUAAUUGGUGCUUGGGCAUCUAAGACCAUCCUAGCAUCAAUUGCCUAUAACGAAAAGUUGAUUGGUAUAUGUGAAUCUGAAAUAAUGAUUUAUUGCCGUACAGUGAAUAACUUUAUAUUAAUUUAAAUAAUUUGAAAUUAAACCGAAAUGAAAUAGGUAAUUAAAUCUAUUGAUUGUGUACUUUAUAUGCCAUGAAUUCUGGUUGAUUGUUUAAUUUUUAACUGAUAGCAGCUGAAAAAAGAUGCUAGCCGGUACAAAGACGAUGGAGGACAAUGCAACAUGACAAGUGUGGGAUGAUUCAACAACAUACCAAGUGGAUGGCGAUGCAACAACAUGACAAGCGGAGGAUGAUGAAACAGUAUGACAGUUUGAGGACGAUACAGCAACAUUACACCUGGAGGACGAUGAAACAACAUGCCAAGUGGAGGACGGUGCAACAGCAAGACAAGUGGAUGACGAUGCAACAACAUAACAAGUGAAGGAUGAUGCAAAAUCUUGACAAGUGGAGAACGAUGCGGCAACAUAUCAAGUGGAGGACGAUGCACAGCAUGAAAUUGGAGGACGAUGCAGCAACAUGACAAGUGGAGGACGAUGAAACAAAAUGACAAGAGGAGGACGAUGAAAAAAAAAACACUACCAAAUGGAGGACGAUGAAACAACAUGACAAGUUGAUGGUGAUGCAACAACAAGACCAGUGGAGGAUGAAGAAACAACAUGCCAAGUAGAGGACGAUGCAACAACAUAACGAGUGGAGGGCGAUAAAACAACAAGACAAGUGGGUGACGAUACAACAACAUGCCAAGUGGAGGAUGAUGAAACAACAUGACAGACAAAUUAUGACAUUUCUCCGAUUGAAAAAUUACAGACAAUAUUUUUUAUCACAAAGGUUAAGGUUUUAUGUAAACAUACUGACGAAGGUAUAAGAAGUGAUAUUGAUAUUUCUCUGUGGUACAAAAUAACCGAACCGAAUAAACAGACAGGAGAAAUUUAAGAUCACAUUUACAUAGACGUUAGUUACUAUAAAUCAAUCAAGAUUUCCAAUCAGCAUUUUCUCAGCGUAAGACCAUUUCUUAACUUAACAUUCUCCCAAUGGAUGUGCUAUAAUUGUACUGCUACAUUUUUUUCGCAUUUUGCUAUUUUAAGUUUCAAAAAUAAUAAAUACAUGUUUGUGAUUAGUGUCAAAUUCUUGUAUCACAUAUAGAGUUAUGGAUUAACGAAGUAGGUGCAACGUCAAUUAGUUUUCUUGGAUUUCUUAAAAGUAAGUUUAAACUGAAUGCUUUAUUAUAUCAUAAUUAUAUAAAUAAAAGUAACUAUUUGUAUGUAGCAGUCUAACAAUUAAGAUGAUUUUAACUAACAUUGUAAAUUGUAUGUAAUUUUCUUGAUUCUUCAAUUCGCAACAGCAGGGUUUCGUCUGAGUAGCAGACUACUAAUUUCAGAGGCCUGUCUAAGACUGAAAUGAUGCCAUUGGUUAAUUUCAAGAUUGAGCUCGCGACUAACCAGUCAGAAUCAAGAGUUUUGAGAGUGGUGUAUAAAGUUUUGUAACCCCAGGCUCUGCUUUAAACAUUGCCUUUUGUUUGACUCUGUAAUUUUCAAACGAAAUAAUUGAGUAAGACAGUAUAUUAGUAUGGUAAAUAAAUAAAAGAUUCAAUAUGUUUUUACAUUUGGAAAUGAAGAUCAUGCAAAUGUUAAAAAGCGA